CUCUUUUAUUAUUAUUAGGUUUUUAAUUGAAAAAGAGGAAAGACAAGCGAUGAUUUAUGCCAGAUUUAGCUUUUUCUCUCUGCAGUCCGUUGAGAGGUACACACACAACAAUCAACAUACAUCAAUACAUUACAUCUUAUCGAUCGCACUAAUAAUAAUAAUAAGGACGGAUCAAAGCAUGAAUCAACAUAUCAGCACCUUUAUAAGUACAACCAUACAAUUACAAUUCAUUUCAAGAACCGUCAAAGGAAGAGUAGUUGCUGAAUAUUCAUUGUUGCUGAAUGGGUCUGUGCACCUUGAUUUUCAGUCUUGGCUUGUUUGAGUCAAAUAGUAAAUACAAGCUGCUGAUUAGUUAUUCUCUUGUAUUCUGUCUCCCCGCCCCCAGUGUGCUCGGUAUGGCUCCAGCAGCAGCACCACCAGCGCCCCCAGUGGCAGUCAGGAGUGUGAGCAGCCACAGGGUCUGGGCCACACUGAGGACGCUGCAGAGCACGAGCACAUGAAGGCCAUGCUGAGGACCACCCUCAGCGGGGGGGACAAGGAGGCCAGCGCCGUGCCGGGGCUGCGCACACGGACGAGAUCCCGGCCCGGAAGAGGAGGUCGCAUUAUGCCUUCAAGGACUCCGCCUGUGGAGGACACUCCGAUCGGGGGAGACGACGACGCAGACGCAGACGAGAUCAUGGAGCGGAUAGUGAGGUCGGCCACGCAGGGUCCAGCCCAGCCCAGAGAGAGGAGGAGGUCCAGAGCCAACCGCAAGUCCUUGAGGCGCACUCUGAAGAACGGUCUGACCCCAGAGGAAGCUCUCGCUUUAGGACUUAGCGAUUCUCCAGAUGGAUAAAUGUGACCUUCCCGCCGCCUGUCGUCAUUUCCGUGGAAACACUGCGACAAUCAUUCAAAUCGACAUCUCUGUCCUGCCGCCUGCCUUCGCCUCACUUCACAGAGUUGUGUUCCACCAGUCACAGACCCCUGUUUUUGCCAGCUGCUAAUGUUGCCUGAUGUGUCUGAGUGAUGAAGCCGCAGCCGUGAUAGCGUUUUAGUUUUUUAAUGCAACUGAUGUAUUUCACUUGACAAGGAAAAGGACAUUUAAAUUCAGUGCCGCCGCGUCUACACUGAAUGGAAACAUUUUCGCGUUAGUCCUAAGGGAAACGUUUUGCUUGUGAGUUUUUGCAUCUGUGACGUGACUAUUUUUCAUUUAUUUAAGCUGUGAAUUUCAGUUGUUUAGGAUGACAAAGUUUGAUUUGUUCUCUAAUCCAGUUUCAAAGAAUCCCAGGAGAUCCUCAAACAAAGAGGCGAAUGCAGCUGCACGUUUGACACGUUUGUGUUGAGUAGGAAUGAGUAAGGUUUUCUAUCCGAUGUGAUGUGCCUUUCAUUUAAAAGGGACGGUACUGUGGUUUUAGCCAUCCCUCCCUCUUGUUACAGUCACCUCCUACUUCUCAGAGGACUCACAAAUGUCACAUUCACAGGUGCGGUUAUAUCGAGUACAACUGUUCGUUACAUUUCACUUUUUUAUUUUGGCAAAAUAUUUAUUUGCAAAGCUCGGACAUCUUGCACUUUACUCGACAUUAUACGUUUCUAAUGCUGAAAUGAAUGACUCGUGCAAAACAGACAAAGGAAGUAUUUAUCUCAGAGGAGCUGUUUGUAAAAUGUAAAAAGACAAAAAGAUAAAGACCUUUUUAAAAAUUGUAAUAAUCUAUUUUGAAGGACGUGCAGGAAGUUCUGCAGAAAAUGUGUAAAUGCCCUUUUCAGCUGCCAGGUACUGAGUACUGUAGACUACAGUGUGCAUGAUUAGUGCGGUUCAUUUGAUGUAAUAUUUUUGUAAUUUCUGUAGAAACUUGUCUGAGAGAAAAGAGGCUAUUCUGUGAAUUGUUAUAAAAUAAAUGAAAGAUGUGGUCAAAGCUGAAAUAUGUUUUCAAGGAGAUGCUGUGUGCUGAGAGGAGAGCAGGGUUCAGCAUUCACUCUGAACUCUGUGCAUUGUACUUUAUAUGAAAAGUUUGUGGAUAAUAAUAAAAGGUCUCAGCUGAACCAUCUGCUCCUCUCAUGGUACAACGGAAAACACAGGGAAACAUCGCUGCAUAGAUAUAAUGUGGUGAGCUGAACAUGAAACCAUGGUUACACUUUCACUUGAAAUGCUGUGUAUAAACACUCUGCAAUAAAAUACGAAAAACAUUGAGUGAAAAAAAA
Molecule: messenger RNA, 2178 nt
Organism: Notothenia coriiceps (black rockcod)
Lineage: Eukaryota; Metazoa; Chordata; Actinopteri; Perciformes; Nototheniidae
Product: FH1/FH2 domain-containing protein 3-like
Exons: 3
Coding region: 497-835 (112 amino acids)
Biological process (GO): cortical actin cytoskeleton organization; cardiac myofibril assembly; sarcomere organization
Cellular component (GO): cytoplasm; cytoskeleton
Molecular function (GO): actin filament binding
Source: RefSeq, a predicted model, not a curated record